GAGAAGACUCAGACUCGAGAAACUCACUUUCCUGGAAACUCACCCAGAACCUCCACCCUCUGACACCAUGGUCAGCUCCUGUUGUGGCUCUGUCUGCUCUGACCAGAGCUGUGGCCGAAGUCUCUGCCAGGAGACCUGCUGCCGCCCCAGCUGCUGCCAGACCACCUGCUGCCGGACCACCUGCUACCGCCCCAGCUGUGGUGUGUCCAGCUGCUGCCGCCCCGUCUGCUGCCAGCCCACCUGCCCUCGCCCCACCUGCUGCAUCUCUAGCUGCUCCCGCCCCUCCUGCUGUGUUUCCAGCUGUGGUUCCAGCUGCUACAGGCCGACCAGCUGCAUCUCCAGCUGCUGCAGGCCCCAGUGCUGCCAGCCUGUGUGCUGCCAGCCCACCUGCCCUCGCCCCACCUGCUGCAUCUCUAGCUGCUACCGCCCCUCCAGCUGUGGGUCCAGCUGUGGCUCCAGCUGCUGCAGGCCUACCUGCUGCAUCUCCAGCUGCAGGCCCCGGUGUUGCCAGACUGUGUGCUGCCAGCCCGUGUGCUGCCAGCCCAGCUGCCCCCGCAUCUCCAGCUGCUGCCGCCCCUCUUGCUGUGGCUCUAGCUGCUGCCGCCCGAGCUGCUGCCUGCGCCCAGUGUGCGGCCGGGUCUCCUGCCACACCACUUGCUAUCGCCCCACCUGUGUCAUCUCCACCUGCCCGCGCCCCGUGAGCUGUCCCUCCUCUUGCUGCUGAAUCUCUGCUUUGAACGUACUCCUUCCUCAUUUCCUCCCUCCCCACAAUUGCAGAGCUUUUUAACAUGUGGAGGGUUCAAAAGAAAUGAUCCCUUGAACUUCAUAAGCAAAUACCAGACAUACCGAGCCCACGUUCUAACUUCUGUCCAAACUCCCUCCCUUCUAAAUGAGAUCACUCAGAAUGUCGUAGGAAAUUACAAUAUCGCAAACACUCCUCGCUUUUUCUUUAGCACAUCUGGUUUUCAUACUUGAGGAAUUUGUCUCCAUCACUUCUGGGGCCACUGAUUUUUCUCUCUCUGACACAGAAUUCCAAUGAAGACUUUCUGAGUACUCUUUGUUAAAGAUUUUCUUAUGUCUUCUUAUUUCCAUGAACCAAAAUAAACCUCCUCCUACCAGUACUGAGAAUUGAA
Messenger RNA from Capra hircus (goat), 1133 nucleotides. RefSeq names its product keratin-associated protein 4-11-like. Lineage: Eukaryota; Metazoa; Chordata; Mammalia; Artiodactyla; Bovidae. The transcript has a single exon. The coding region runs from base 68 to 724 and encodes 218 amino acids. Gene Ontology annotation, cellular component: keratin filament. The record is from RefSeq and is a predicted model, not a curated record.